This is a messenger RNA of Lactuca sativa (garden lettuce), 776 nucleotides long. The record is from RefSeq and is a predicted model, not a curated record. NCBI's taxonomy places the organism in Eukaryota, Viridiplantae, Streptophyta, Magnoliopsida, Asterales, Asteraceae.
AAUGUCUUCUAUGCCAUAUGUAUCAUCCCUUCUCUCUUCCCAUUUCUUUUUCUUUCUUUUUUUUAUUAUUAAUAAAAUAUGAUUUUUUUUUUUCUUUUUAAUUGUUAUGAAAUAGCAAAAAAAAGGUUAAUGUCGCUCUCCCAAGUCCCAUCCCACGCCAUUUCUAUAUCAUAUACCGAUAUACGACAUAAGCACCACUCUCUUUCCAUCUUUCAACAUCUCCCUUGUUUUCAGAGCCAAAUUCCGAUCAUAUUACGAUGAGCUCCGAUACCCAACAACCACAUGAACGCAAUUCAUCGGCAACGUCAACGCCACCGUUGACAGAAGAGCUCAGUCGUACUGCAUUAGAAUUUCAAAAUCAAGAACAAGAAGAUGAAAAUAUUUUAGGUUUGACGAUCAAACUGACAUCGUCUGUUAGAGAAUUCAACAAUGGUGGCCAGGAUUUUGAGGAAGAAGACGAACCCAGAACUCCGACGUCUUCAGAUCAGAAAAUUCCGGUAACAACCACCUGUCCACCGGCACCCAGAAAACCUAAAACAGUUCCUAGAGGUAAUAAGAGAAAGACGCGGAGUUUCCAGAGAAUUUCGGUCGAUUUGAGAGUGGUUAUGAAUGCGAUGUUUGCUCCGGUCACCAUACCUGAUUAUAUGGCGGGAGAUCUUGGCACCGGCGAUCAUUCCAAGAAAGUCAAGAAAGCUAAUGUCGCCACCGGCUCGUGAAUUCAACCCUAACAACUUCUUAUCUUUCGUAUGUUAAUUAAUUGAUGAUUUUUUCAUUUA